Molecule: messenger RNA, 933 nt
Organism: Rubroshorea leprosula
Lineage: Eukaryota; Viridiplantae; Streptophyta; Magnoliopsida; Malvales; Dipterocarpaceae
Source: the annotation of a GenBank genome assembly
AACAAAAAAUUAUAAUAUUACCAAACAGUAACAAAAAUGGCUACAGUCAGAGCAACAAAAAAUUAUAAUAUUAUCAAACAGUAACAAAAAUGGCAUUUCUUCAUCUUUUUCUUUCCCCCUCAUCCUUGGCAUCAUCUUCACCAUCCUCCAUCUUCACCAUCCUCUUCUUAAUGGGUUCCUUGCGGGGAACCCAGAUAAUCCUCUUCUCAAUGGGUUCGUCGCGGGGAACCCAGUUUUGGGUUCUUGCGCGGAACCCAGUUUCUAGAUUGCGACAAUUACCGUUGCCAGACAAAAGUGGUAGCUGCAGCGACGGUGGCAGUCCCAAGCGCAAGAAGCAGAUGAUGUUGGCUCCCUCUUGGGUCGAACUUCGAGAAAAAGUCUCUAAGCUUUAUGGUUCAUGGUUGUGGGAAGAGGAUGCAGACUGGGGACUAGGGGUAUUUGAGAAUAUGGUACUCUUGGAUAGCAAGUUAAUGUCUCGUCCACAAGCAAACCCUUCUGCAACUCGAAGGAUUAGAGGUAAGUCCCCUAACGAGGCUAAAUCCUCUGUAGAGAAGGGGCACAAGUUCGAGGAAGACGUGAAGGAGGCUUGGUCGGAGGUUGUUGAUGUCCUCAGGAAAGGAGUAGAAAGUAAAAGGAAAAUCAGCCUUAGAGGAGCUAGAACGUAAUGGAGCAUCAAAGGUUUUGCUUGACAAAUCAACGACUGUUCUUGCUAUGCAAGUGGAUGUUGUCCAUCCAUCUAUAGGUUAACAGUAGGUAGUUACUGGCAAGCAAGGACAGAGCUAGGAUUUGAUUGGGGGGGCGGGGGGGUGGGAGGGUGGGGCGCAAAGCUUUUUUUAAAAGUAGAGAUGAAACAGAAGCUCGAUAAAUGCUCUAAAAGGGCAAUGGCAAUGGCAAGGAAAGGAUAUGUGGCCUUAAGAAAAUUUGACCUUAAAU